Annulohypoxylon truncatum is the source of this 1510-nucleotide messenger RNA. RefSeq names its product ribosomal protein L22. Gene Ontology annotation, biological process: translation; ribosome assembly. Gene Ontology annotation, molecular function: structural constituent of ribosome. Gene Ontology annotation, cellular component: mitochondrial large ribosomal subunit; ribosome. NCBI's taxonomy places the organism in Eukaryota, Fungi, Ascomycota, Sordariomycetes, Xylariales, Hypoxylaceae. The coding region runs from base 122 to 1141 and encodes 339 amino acids. The record is from RefSeq and is a predicted model, not a curated record. The transcript has 3 exons.
AUUCCAACGUCAGAUUCUUUUCUUCCUUACGAAGCUCAAGUCCCAUUAGUCCGUAGCUGUAUGGUGCAGAUCGAUAUACAGCUUCAUCCCGGGCUAUCACAUAGCCCAAUCGAAGGCAAUCAUGAGCUUACACCUACCGGCAAGGCGGAUAGCCGCCACCGCAUCACGAGCGGCGGCCGGCAGACCGUGUCCGCACUUACAAUACCUGCUUCCCCAGGCCCAGCGGCGCACCUUCAAAUGGGGACUCAGCCCGAAGCUCGUAUCGGAUGAGGUGAAAAAGGCCAGGCUCUCGGCCGCAGAGCGUGAGCAGCGUAUGCUCAGGCGGAACGUGGACCGGACGCAAGGAGCCUCCAUCUUCGACGAGGAGCUGCAAGCCCAGGAGAAGGCCGCCGACGCCGAGAAGAAGGAAGGGUCGGCGGCGGGGGGAGGAGGACCGCCCAAGAAGUGGCCGGGCGUGGCCCCCGAAGGGGUGAGCCUGGCGAAGGAGCACAUGCAGCGGGCGCUGGACCCGGACCCGCGGUGGCGCGUGCGCUUCCUCAAGAAGAAGAUCCGGCAGAUGGUGCGCGACGCGGACAAGCCUUUGACGAAGGCGCAGCGCAUCCAGCUCACGGAGAAGGAGCACGCGAGCCAGAGCCCCGUGCUGCCGACGAGCACGAAGAAGCUCAUGUUCCUGUCGCGGCAGAUCGCCGGCAAGACGGUCGACGAGGCCAUCACGCAGAUGCGCUUCAGCAAGAAGAAGAUGGCGCGCGAGGUCAAGUGGGAGCUCGAGCUCGCCCGCGACGCCGCCAUCGCCCAGCGCGGCAUGGGCCUCGGCGCCGCCGACGGCAAGGUCUUCGACAAGCCGCGCCAGAUCCAGACCAAGGACGGCAAGUGGAUCGAGGUCAAGGAUCCGACCACCCUGUACGUCGACCAGUCCUGGGUCGGCAAGCGCCCCUGGCUAGGUCAGAGGAUCCACCACAUGGCCCGCGGCCGCAUGAGCAUGAUGUGGAAGCCGUCUGCUUCCAUAUUUCUCAUCCUAAAGGAAGAAAAGACGCGGAUACGGCAGCACGACGACAGGGUAGAAAAGCAAGCCAAGAAGGCCCCUUGGGUACAUCUGCCGAACCGGCCUGUGACGGCACAGAGGCAGUACUACAGCUGGUGAUCUGUAAGCAGCCUAGGUACCUAGUUUAGGGGAUACGAGAAAGGGCAUGUUGCAUAUUGAACAUGUUUGUAGGAGAUAUAGUAUCGGCUCGGCUUGGCUCGACUCGAUAUGUGUACCAUACAAUUAACAAACAACUCCAUCAUGAGACGAUAUGACAAGUCUCAGUGUGAUGGAAAUCAAGAAUAUCAAGAAAACUUCAUGGGACGAACUUCAUGGCUUAGGUGCCAAGACCCUUGGUCUAACUUCUCAUCUAAUCCAGAUAAUUCCAACCAGUGAGCUAUCGGAAUGUAAUAAUCAAGACUUUAGAUAAGAAUCACGCAACAACAAAUCAUUAGAAGCAAGCCUUGCCAUCUUAGGCCGGUCUGUAAU